This is a messenger RNA of Monoraphidium neglectum, 267 nucleotides long. RefSeq lists its product as hypothetical. The coding region runs from base 1 to 267 and encodes 88 amino acids. NCBI's taxonomy places the organism in Eukaryota, Viridiplantae, Chlorophyta, Chlorophyceae, Sphaeropleales, Selenastraceae. The transcript has 2 exons. The record is from RefSeq and is a predicted model, not a curated record.
AUGUUGGCUUUCCCUGUCCAAGCCGAGGCAGAUCUGGCCAAGGUCGGCGUCGGCGUGACCAAGGAGGCGCAGUCCAUCUUUGACGCCCUCUCCAAGACGCUGCCCUGCGUGUGGCAGGGGCGGACGAUCCUCGUGAUGGACGUGGUUACCGUGCCGCCGCCGUACACUCCCAGCAGCUGCGCCGCCAAGGCAGGGGAGACGGGCGCGCUCGAGCGCAUAAAGCGCGUGCUGACGGCGGAGCGGCAGCGGCUGGGGCUGGCAGUGUAA